Messenger RNA from Ornithodoros turicata, 1333 nucleotides. RefSeq lists its product as uncharacterized. Gene Ontology annotation, molecular function: nucleic acid binding. The transcript has a single exon. Gene Ontology annotation, biological process: DNA integration. NCBI's taxonomy places the organism in Eukaryota, Metazoa, Arthropoda, Arachnida, Ixodida, Argasidae. The record is from RefSeq and is a predicted model, not a curated record. The coding region runs from base 2 to 1246 and encodes 414 amino acids.
CAUGGCACCAUUUUUUGUGCGGAAAGAUGAACUGUCGGUAGACUGCGGUUGCGUCACAUGGGGAAACAGAGUUGUCAUCCCAAAAGCACUACAAGCGGAAGUAUUGCAACUUUUGCACGAAGGACACCCAGGCGUGACGCGCAUGAAAAUGUUAUCGAGAAGCCACGUUUGGUGGCCUAAGUUAACCACGUGCAUUGAGGAAGCCGUAAAAGGCUGUUCAACCUGCCAGCUUACUCAGAACGCAGCACCUAAAAUACAGGGGUCAUCGUGGGGUUGGCCAACCAGACGUUGGCAGAGGGUUCAUUUGGACUUUGCAUACUACAAGAACGAAUGGUUUUUGGUUCUUGUUGACGCCUACUCCAAAUGGGUGGACGUCCAAUACAUGAAGUCAACCACAGCGGCAAACACUGUGGAAACACUACGCACGGUUUUUGCAGCUUUCGGACUUCCGGAGAAAAUUGUGACGGACAAUGGUCCUCAAUUUGUGUCUGACGAAUUUUCAAAUUUCCUCAGAACGAACGCUGUGCAGCAUACGAGGACACCGCCGUACCACCCAGCCUCAAAUGGAGCAGCGGAAAGACUUGUCCAGACAGUCAAACGAAGUCUCCUACGCCAAUUUCGGGAUGAGGAGAGCACAGGAGUGACUCGGACGAUUCGACAUCGACUGGAUCAGUUUCUCUUCGUAUACCGUAACACACCGUGUCCAACAACUGGUAAGACGCCAGCCGAACUUUUUCUGUCCUGGAAGCCACGCACGAGGCUGAGCAUCUUGCACCCCGAAUUAGCAAAGCGGACGGAAAGAGGUGUUACUCAAGGGCAAAGCCGCCCAAACGGAACUUCAUGGAGGGAGUUCGAAGCGGGCGAUAGCGUUCGAGUAAGAGGGACCAGACCGGGUGAUCCAAAAUGGUUAGAAGGCACUGUCGUGCGGCGCGUCAGCUUGUCUACAUACAUAGUCAAGGUUCAAAGCCAAGAGAGGUUUGUCCAUGUGGACGACAUUACUUCACACGCAUUUGCUAUUCCUGCGCCCAGAACGAUCCGGAUUCCAGAGGAGACCAGUACACAGCAACCGCCUGACCCGGCUUUGGCAGUCCAGCCUCAAGUAGAAGACGAAACAGGGACCCCAUUGGCAACGCCUGUGUCUACUGAAGAUGAAGUCGCCACGGAAAACAACGCUCCGGUACCGCAACUACGACGAAGCUCGAGAACACGAAAGCAACCCGAACGUUAUGGCUUUGAAACAAAAUAAAAAGGGAAGGAAUGUAGUAGCCGAUAGGAGGCCUAUCGGCAUGACGUCACAUACACUGCGUGGCGUAUCUGUAUAUAUCGGCAUGCG